Messenger RNA from Gadus morhua (Atlantic cod), 2390 nucleotides. RefSeq names its product TruB pseudouridine (psi) synthase family member 2 (gene trub2). The transcript is spliced from 8 exons. The coding region runs from base 138 to 1100 and encodes 320 amino acids. Gene Ontology annotation, biological process: pseudouridine synthesis; RNA processing. Gene Ontology annotation, molecular function: pseudouridine synthase activity; RNA binding. The record is from RefSeq and is a predicted model, not a curated record. Lineage: Eukaryota; Metazoa; Chordata; Actinopteri; Gadiformes; Gadidae.
AGUACGCAUGCGCCCUUCCUCACGUGUGUGGAGAACAACAUGACAGCGGCUGCAGCCUCUGAAUGAAGUGCUCUACCGCGGGUUCAUGAGAUGUAAUUAAUCCGACAAUUAGCUUGCAUUUCUGACGGACAACAGCGAUGGCAAUUCGAGCUAUACGGAAGUUUCGUUGGGUAGAGGGGUUGUUCUGUGUGUACAAACCCCCCGGCGUCCAUUGGAAGCUCGUCCGAGACAGGAUAGAGACUUGUAUUCUUGAAGGUGUAAAUGGCACCCCUUCCUUGGCCCCCAGGGUCGGGCUGUUGGGACCAGGCGGAGGUCGCACUGACCUGACGCUCACUGCGGGCUCCCUACCCCCUGGGGUCAGGCUGUUGGGACCAGGCAGAGGUCCCACUGAACUGACGCUCUCUGCAAGCUCCCUGGCCGCUCAUCCUCUGGUCCGUGGACCUGAGUUCAGACGGAUCAAAGUGGGAGUCGGACAUCGUCUGGACGCUUCAUCCUCCGGAGUGCUGGUUAUUGGAGUUGGACGUGGAAACAAACCACUGAAUGAUCUUUACCAAAUGUGCUGUACAAGGGAUUAUACUCUGGAGGGUGAAUUUGGAUUUGCAACGGAUAAUUUCUCUCGCACGGGCAGGAUUGUUGAAAGAUCCACAUAUGAUCACGUCACACAGGACAAGCUGGAGAAAGUCCUGGCCAUGUUGCAGCAGGCCAAUCAGAAGGCCUUGCUCAUUCACUCCAACGUGGACAUGCGCUCACAGGAAGCCUAUGAGAUGGCUGUGACAGGGGAACUCGGUCCGCAGGGGAAGUCCCCCCCCAUCCUAACCGGCCUCCGGGUCACAGGCUUCCAGCCUCCCUUCUUCACUUUGGAGCUGCAGUGUCUGAAUGAAACCCAGCGGUAUCUACGUAAGGUGGUGCACGAGAUCGGUCUGGAGCUGCGCAGCACAGCUUCCUGCACGGCGGUGCGGAGAACACGAGACGGACCCUUCACGGUUGACCAGGCCCUGACCCGGGGUCAGUGGACCGCCGCCCAAGUGGCUCUGACCAUCCAGCACUACAACAACUCCAAGAGACAAAGCAGGCCGCUGCCCGCCCCGGCAGCGCUGUGAUCUGUCUGUCCAGCAGAGUCCUGCGGUUGGCAGUGAAGACAGACAGACUCGCAAUGAAGACUAUCUGGAUCAUUGCUGAACUUGUUAGUUAGACAACCUCCAUUUACAUAAUUCACUGGAGAUAAUUAUUUUCUUGACCUGAUCUUAAAGUGAAGUAUUUUGCUUUUCCUAAUUAAAGGGCCUCUAUUUUACACCCAGGUGUGAGUCUGAUGAGCCACUCAAAGCGGUAUCAGAAUCUGCCCUGUGACUUGGUGACGUCACAAGUGGGAGUGGCCUCCUAGAUUGGCAAUCUGUAGAUAAGCCUGUAGUUGCUACAGGCUGGUACAUUGAUCUGUUCAGAUUGUACCUGGGUAUUCCAGAUAUCACAGGGCAUGGCAGGACUUUUGAAGGAACCCAAUAGGGUUCCUUCAAAACGACUUUAUACUCCUAUCCUGCCCUCAUUCCCACAUGGGUUCUUGCUUCGCCCACUUUACCAAGGAUGUAUCGGGGCGACCUGUGGGGACUUGGGACAGCGAGGUAUUAGGGCUGUCACUUUUUAUUCGAAGUUCAAAUAUUCGUUCGAAGGUGGCGUGAAAAGUUUGAAUUCGAAGUGUAAUUCUCCAUUCGAACUGUGUGUGCUGCCGUCUCAUAAGAACUUCAGACCAUUUUAAGUAGUCUGCUUUCGAUCCAGCAGAGGGCGCGCUAACAUUUUAUAUCAGUUUGACCUGUUGCCGACCCUCUUGGCCUGGCUAUCUGUAUCGAAUGUUGAAUCAACAUUCGAUACAGAUAGGCCAAGAGGGCUUUGAAACAAAACGUAACUGAAGAGAACGCGAACCGAGAUACGGCUAUUAAAAAACUGCUAUUAAAAAUGGAGAAUUGCGAGGAGUACAAUGCUGAGCGGACCAUAACGAUACCAUCACAUUUAAAAAGCAUCGUAUGGAAGCAUUUUGGCUUUUACACCGUGGGUGGAAAAGUCACAAACAAAGACAAGUCCGUUUGUCGUCUUAGUAAAAGAGAGCUGUCGUACUUAUCGACAACAUCAAAUUUGCGCACUCAUCUGCUAGCUUACCACCGAAAUGUAGCAGCAGAGUAACAACUGCCGAGCGGAGCAGCACAGAGUGUACAGCCGCGCGUGACAGCAUUCUAUUCGGCUCACUCAGCAGGCCCCUUACCUGACGCCCGUAACAAGGGCGUCCUCUUGUUGUGUUUACAAAUGUGUUAUCAAAGAUGUGUUUUUAUCCUGUGCUGUUAUGAAUUCAGUAGGUAUACGUGAUUUCCACAAGAAAUAAAAUGAGCAACAUAAAAAAUCAA